Molecule: messenger RNA, 1594 nt
Organism: Salvia miltiorrhiza (redroot sage)
Lineage: Eukaryota; Viridiplantae; Streptophyta; Magnoliopsida; Lamiales; Lamiaceae
Product: protein SRC2-like
Exons: 1
Coding region: 249-1382 (377 amino acids)
Biological process (GO): defense response
Source: RefSeq, a predicted model, not a curated record
AAUUGUAAAUUGUAAUUAUCGCUAUUCCUUGGAAGCCGCCAAGUAAUCUUAUACACCGUGUCAACGUUGACCUCAAGAAUUGUUAACACGUUACGCCAUCUCAUAUUUUAUAUAGUUUUAUACUCGCUUUCAAUUAAAAAAAAGAAAAACAAAAAUUUAUCUCUUUCUCUCUCUUGCAAUCUCCGCUCUCUCUCUCUUCUCUCUCUAAAACCGUUUCUUCGCAACUCAUCCGAGAUCAGAUCACAAAAAUGGAGACUCGAACUCUGGAAAUCACGCUUCAAUCCGGGAGAGAUUUGAACAAAGUCAAUCUCAUCACGAAAAUGGACGUCUACGCCGUCGUUUCGAUCUCCGGCGGCGACAAGAGCUCCAAGCAGAAGACCAGGACACCGGUGGACCACGACGGCGACGCCAACCCCACUUGGAACUUCACGAUGAAGUUCACCGUGGAGGAGGCGGCGCUGCAGAUGAAUCGCCUCACCCUCGACUUCAAGCUCGUCUGCGAGCGGGCGUUGGGCGACAAGGACGUCGGCGAGGUCAACGUCCCGAUCAAGGAGCUUCUCGAUUCUCCGGCGACGGCAGCCGCCGACGGCAAGAAAUUCGUCAGCUACCAAGUCCGGAAACCCAGCGGAAAGCCCAAGGGCCAGCUCACUUUCUCCUGCAAAUUCAGCGAGAAAACCGCCGCCGCCUCCUCAGCUCCGCCGUACCCCCCGGCGGCGGCACCGGCGGGGAAGGGUGAUUUUGGGACUUAUACAGCGAAUCCUGCCGGAACUAGCUCCGGUUAUCCGCCGGUUGGAUCUUACCCGCCGCCGGCGGGGUACCCAAAAACGGAGGGGAAUGGCCAUUAUCCGCCGGUCGGAUCUUACCCGCCGCCGGCGAAUCCUGCCGGAACUAGCUCCAAUUAUCCGCCUGCCGGAUCUUACCCGCCGCCGGCGGGAUAUCCGGUAAAGGAGGGGAGUGGCCAGUAUCCGCCGCCGGCGGGUUACCCCGUGGUUGAGGGAGGUGGACAUUAUCCGCCGGUGUAUCCCGCGGCUGCGAAUGGAAGCGGAAGCUAUCCGCCGCCGGCAGGGUAUCCUCCGGUUGGCGAUACUCAUAAGCCAGCAGAAGGAUAUCCUCCUCAACCUCCGGCGGGGUACGGAUAUCCGGCGCCGCCUCCUCCGGGUUACGGGUAUCCGGCACCGCCCCCGCCCGGGUACGGGUACCCGCCGCAGCAGGGUUACGGGUAUCCGCCACCGCCGGUUCAGCAGCCAAAGAAGAAAAAUAAGUUUGGGUUAGGAAUGGGGGCGGGACUGCUCGGCGGCGCUCUCGGCGGAUUGUUGAUCGGUGAUAUGAUUUCCGACGGGGCUGAUUUCGACGGUGGAUUUGAUGGCGGGUUUGAUUUCUGAUCUUAAUUAAUAACGUGGAAUUUUAUGUUGCUUGUCAAAUUUUGUUUUUUAGUUUUUAAGUGAUGUAUAUUGUGAAUUUGUGACGAAGCAAUAUUUACUUUUGAUUCGGGUAAUAUUCAUAACGCCACGUUUGAUUUAUGUAUGAACCUUUUGAUGUAAUCAUCUUAUCUUGUGGGAUUGGAGGUUGGGAACACUUCCCAAGAUUUUAAUUA